AUAGCGCGUGCACGAGGGGCGGUGCGUGCCCGCGCCUCAUCUCUGAAGCAAGAGGGUUAAUAGUUUAAGCGCCGACAAGUCGAUUAUAUUUAACCAAAUUUAACACCCUUUCGGCGGUUUAACCGUUAAGUCCGGGCUUCGCGGCGUGUUCAGGGCGCUGAAGACUUACAGAACUGUUUAUUCUGGUACAAAGGAAAGCCAAAUAGAGGAACAUGAAUCCCUUGUGUAGCAGAUGUAACAAGGUUGUGUAUCCGACGGAAAAAGUAAACUGCCUAGAUAAGUAUUGGCACAAAGGAUGUUUCAGCUGCGAGGUCUGCAAGAUGACUCUAAACAUGAAGAACUACAAAGGCUUCGACAAGAAACCAUAUUGCAGCCAGCACUACCCGAAGCAGGGCUUUACCAGUGUGGCUGAUACUCCAGAGAAUCUCCGGCUCAAGCAGCAGAGCAAGAUACAAAGCCAGGUGCUCUAUAAAGAGGAAUUUGAGAAGAAUAAAGGGAAAGGCUUCAGUGUGGUGGCUGACACACCAGAGCUGCAGAGAAUCAAGAAAACACAGGACCAGAUCAGCAAUAUCAAGUAUCAUGAGGAGUUUGAAAAGGGCCGGAUGGGAGGUGAGGCUCUGCCCCCUGAGAGCAACGCUAAUAGAGGCUACAAGCCAACCAGCCCAACCAGCCCUCAGAACUACAACUAUGAGCCCCAGCCUGCUCGCUCUGCUGCAGCUCCACCACCUCCUAGUGGAGGGAAGCGCUACAGAGCAAUCUACGACUACGCUGCGGCUGACGAGGAUGAGGUUUCAUUUGCCGAUGGUGACGUGAUUGUGGACGUGCAGCAGAUAGACGAGGGAUGGAUGUUCGGCCGUGUGGAGCGCACGGGCCAGCAGGGCAUGCUCCCUGCUAACUACGUGGAGGCUAUAUGAGUGAGCGUGGCUGAGAGGAGAAGGAUGCAAGGAGGAAGGGAUGUACAUUGGAACGACCCUGGUGCCAUCUCCAUUUUACCUUUUCUCCUUCCCAUUUAAUUUCACUAUUGGUUUAACAUGGUCUUAAUUAAAUGCGAGAGAAACUUGAUCAGGCAUCUAAGCUUUAGCUUUUUUAGACACAAUGCUAAUACGCUUAGAAGGAAAAAAAACUGCUCCUGUCAGCUGAAUGAGCAUUAUUUUUUAUCUUUUAAAAUUUUAUUUACUUCUACUUUUCCCAUGUGGACAGUGUUUGUUUGGUUUUUAGCAUUGCUUUGCCCUUGCGCUGAAAAUUAUGGCUCAGAUUGUAUUCUACCUUCAGCUUCAAAGACACUGGCGAAAUGUUCAGAUGAGUUGUCAAGUGGUCUGUAAGGAUUAAUUGUAUUCUAGAAAUCAAAGUUAGGUGCUGCAGUGGCUGCUGGGAAAUACGGUUUCAGUCAGCUGAAUGGUCAGCUGAGUGACCAGCACUCAUUGCUCAAUCAUUGUCUUAAUUACAAGCUUGUUAUGUCAAGCACUGCAGUUGGGUGGGUGAAGCCUUUUGGAGUUCUUUUUAUGCACUUUGGGGGGAAAAAUACCAAAAAUAUAACGGUUUUAUAUAAAACAAUUAGAUAUGGUACAGUAAUUUCUUAAAUAUGUCAUCAUGAAAGAAGAAAAUUCCAGGUUUUAUCAGUAUAUAUAUUGGCAUAAAUGUGACAUAUCAUUCCAUGGUUAUUUUGUAAGAAAGCAUUCCAAUUCAUGAAUAUAUUCAAUAAUAAACUUAUGUUUAAACCAGUUAAA
Messenger RNA from Neoarius graeffei (lesser salmon catfish), 1727 nucleotides. Its product is annotated as LIM and SH3 domain protein 1-like. NCBI's taxonomy places the organism in Eukaryota, Metazoa, Chordata, Actinopteri, Siluriformes, Ariidae. The coding region runs from base 213 to 914 and encodes 233 amino acids. Gene Ontology annotation, molecular function: actin filament binding. Gene Ontology annotation, cellular component: focal adhesion. The transcript has 7 exons. The record is from RefSeq and is a predicted model, not a curated record.